AGGAAGAGACGCCCAGCCCGAGUAAGGCGGCUGGCUGCUCUCCGGCGCUUCGGGAUGCCUUCUCGGAUGGGAGUGGCGGCGGCGGCCCUCCUCGCCUGCAGCAGCCAGGUCCUCCUAAGUGAAGUGCUUUUACCCCGUCCUCGCAAUGUGACACUUCUGUCGAAGGACUUCGGUCUGUUCUUGACGUGGCUGCCAGGGAUUCACUACCCACCUGGGGUGUUCUACAUUGUUCAGUGGAUGAAUGCGUUUGCUGUCUGGGAGGACUUCCUGCCUUGCAGAAACAUCUCAGAAACAGUUUGCAAUAUAACAUGCACAUCUCCAGACCUAUACAACGGCUUUGAUGUCCGAGUGAAAGCUCAGGCUGGAAUCCUCUCCUCAGAAUGGGUGACUUGCGAAGGCAUAGAUUAUGCUGUUGAUGUGAAGCUCACCCCACCAGUUGUCCAAGUAAGAAAGACCGGAGACACAGUUAUGGUGAAUGCCACUUUCUCUGACCCCUUGUGCUUGAAGGACCUGUUCAGAGAUCUGACCUCUGACUUAGAAUUUUGGGAAGUUGGAAUCAACAACCGAAAAAAAAUCAACAUGAAAAACACGAAGGACUUUGAUACUACAGUUUUCAACGGCAGCAGCUAUUGCUUCAGUGCCCGAGCAAAUUUAAACGGCAUGCACAGCAACUUCUCCGAGCCAACUUGUAUACAGUUAUACAAGGAAGCAAAUACCUGGGCAUUCGCUCUUCUUCCAGUUCUACUCCUGUUCAUCUUGUUUCUUUGGGUCAUCCAUUCUGUCUACCAGUCCAGAAGUAAACCUAAGACCACCAAAAGCCCCCAAACUUUGGAUUUUUCCAGCUAUAAAGCUCCUAAGAAGUUCCUGGAAUUUCCGAAAAAGGAAUUCAUCGAUGUCUUGACAUGCCCUGAACACCCUGUAAUACUAGAAAACAGGAGCAGGAUUACACCCCAGAUACGUUCGAAAUUGAUUCCUUCUGUGUUAGAGGAAUAUGAGGAGGAGGAGGAGGAGGAGGAGGAGGAGGAAGAGGAUAUUGGCAACUCCAGGCCUUACACCGAAAUCCAUCGAUUCCAGAAGAAUGACGUGAACAGCCAAGGGGCUGGCCUGCUUCAGAAAGUGCCUGAUUCAUCCUCUGAAUCGGAAACUUCUCAGCUGGGUGAAGGUUCCGUGCCAGAUUUAACGAUGUCUGGGUUCUUUGGUUUGACUAAGCCCGUCUUUGGGGAGAUGACUUCUGGUCCCCAAGGGAGUGAGAUAGCUUCACUUUCUGUGGACUCCUCUGCAGAGGAAUCCUCUGUGUGUCGGGACUUUUAUCCAGCUGCUCGAGGAGAUCAACAGAAAGAUUUGGAUAAGGUUACAGGCUCCUUGUUUCAGUUGUCUGAUUCUAACCUCCUCCCUGGGAACCUCUUCACGGCUUCAGAAAGUUUUUGCGAAACCCUGGGAGACCCACAAAUAUCACUGUUAGAAGUACGAACCGAUCAGGACUUCUGUGGACUCCUUGAGGAUGAGAAACUAUCUGAAAAGGACUCUUGCGGCUGGGAAAGACUUGUGGUAGAACUGUCUCCUUUGAAGAUGCCUUUGAGGGAAGGCUUAGGAAGCAGCUUGGUGGGUGGAAACGGGAGCUCGGUAGAGGACAGUACUCCACACCCUAAAUUCCAUGGGUAUCAACCCAGGCCUGUGCAUUAUCUUUCAAGAAUUUUACAGGGAUGACGGAUCUCCUCUUCAGAGUAGCCUUAGGAAUUUCAUUAGAAGUCCCUCCAUCAAGACCAAGGUUGCAAAUUUUGGACAAAAAUGUCCAGAUUUUAGAAUAAGAAGAGCUAAAUGCAGUGAACAGAAACCACACAUUCGGUGUCUAGAAUAUACUGUGCAAAUCAGACCUGCACACAUUUUUUAGUUUCACUUGAGGCUUUCUGGAGUCUGACAAUAAGUAGAGAAAUUCCUGCAUUUCUCACAUCAUGUUCAGUGUUACUGGAGUGUUAACAGUGACCCUCAGGGCAACAAGAAGCCCUUGUGCUUUCUUUAGACAAAACUAUUUUCAUUCUGUUUGCACAUCUUGCUGUGAGAUUUUGAAUUUUCUACCAGGACUGAGUGGUAGACACCAGGUCUGCGUGUUGGCCAAACCCAUUAUCAGGGCCAGCCCGCCCAUUGGGGCCGGCCUGGCUGCUGCCUCAGGGUGCUAAGGUGCCAGAGGGGGCACCGGCCCAGGGGCAGGGGCGCGCACCACAGAGCUGCCGUCGCCAACCAGGAGCGCGUGCUGGGGGCAGCUGAGCGGGCAGACUCCUGUUCAGGUGCUCUGCGGGCCAGGCGCAGCCAGCGGCCAGGGCAACCAGCUGCACCUGGCCUGCAGAGCAACUGAACGGGAGGGCUGGAAGGUCCCCCGUGUGCACACCCAGCCCUGUGUGAUGAUGUCACAUGCAGUGAUGUCAUCACGCAGUCCUAGUGGGUUGUUUGUGUAGGAUACUCUGCAGUUAUUAGUACGGCCUACCUAGUGCAGUAAUUCCGAGGGUUAUUUUUUUUAAAGACUAAUUAUAACUCCCAAUAUCUACACAAGCUUGCAGAACUGAAAUUUCUGUGGUGGGAAGCCUGAAAAGGACUUGAGGUGCAUUCUUUCAUGCUGUCUGUCUUGCUAGUCUGGCUCACUUCCUGCUGGAUUUUUCUGACAUACUGAUGUCACUACUCUCUAAGCAUAUGGUCCAAAUUGUUUUAAUAGUUCUGACAUGUGCCCCAGGUUACAAUGCUAGAAUAUAGUGGGGGUUCUGUCAUUUUGAAGAUGUGUCGGUAUUCUGACCCUUACUCGGACAAACCAUCAAAACCAUUUCCCUGUCUUAUUUUGGCAUCUGUCUAUGAAGCAUGCUGUUUUCAGUAUGGGAAAGGAUGGCUGUGGAGUUCAACGUGUGGGAGACUCGAGGAACCAUUACAUAUUCUGAUUCAGUCCAAAUGGCGAUGGUGCAAAUUUUCCAUUUUCGUGGACAAAAUGUGGAUAGAAUUAUUUGCUUCCCCAAACUGAAGUUUCAGAUACGGGGUUUUAACCCCAUGGCCUCAUAAAAAGCUUCUGUAGGAGCCUUUGAGGAUCAACUCAACAUUCCCAAACAGUUGGCAGAAGAACAAUGAUGCCUGCAUAUUUGAAGAGUUACUUAUUUUGCAAAAUAUAUCUAUAUAAAUGGUAAAGGUAGUCCCCUAUGCAAGCACCGAGUCAUUACUGACCCAUGGUGGGACGUCGCAUCACGACAUUUUCUUGGCAGACUUUUUACAGGAUGGUUUGCCAUUGCUUUCCCCAUUCAUCUACACUGUCUAGCACAGGAGCCCCGUGGCACAGAGUGGUAAGCUGCAGUACUGCAGUCCAAGCUCUGCUCACGACCUGAGUUUGAUCCUGGCAGAAGCUGGGUUCAGGUAGCUGGCUCAAGGUUGACUCAGCCUUCCAUCCUUCCGAGGUCGGUAAAAUGAGUACCCAGUUCCCUGGGGGUAAAGUGUAGAUGACUAAGGAAGGCAACGGCAAACCACCCUGUAAAAAAUCUGCCAAGAAAACGUGAUGCAACGUUGUCCCCCACCAUGGGUCAGUAAUGACUCAGUGCUUGCACAGGGGACUACCUUUACCUAUCUAUAUAAAUGCUGUUGUUAGAGCUGAAGUCCACUUUACAUGAGCAAAGAGCACAUUUGAAAUCCUAAACAAUUCCCUUCCACAUUCUGAGGAAUACUUUUGUUGGUGUGUACCUGGUUAAAUUUCUUGCAGAGAAAUCUGAAUAGCCCAAACUAGGCCAAGCUUACCAGUUCCUGGAAGCUAAACAAGGUUGGCCAUGGUUAGAAUUUGGACGUGGCAGGCCCCACAGGUCGUUGAGUCUUCUUACUAUGGUAAAAUAAAAUUAGUCAGUUCCCAGGCCAUUGUUCCACUCCUGCUUCAUCCACCCACCAUCGUCCUCUGCAUUAUGCUGCCUGGAAAAGGGUGGGAGAGGAGGAGGAGGAGGAGGAAGGGCUUUCUUCUCUUGAUUGCAAGCUUCUGUUUCCUACUCCUUUCACUCCUUCGAAGCUGUUUCAGGAAACCUGGAGGGAAAGCAACCGAGGAGGCAGGCAACAGCAGGAUCAGUGUUCUAACUAUCACAUUCGAUCCAGUGGCUGCCUGGUGCCAAGCCCUGUCCAAAUGUUUAAAAGCCCUUUGGUCUGCUUUCUCUAGCAUUUUUAUCCCUCUGGGGAUGUUGGAGAAGACCAACCAUCUUUGUCCAGGGGGCUUUCUGUCCUUCCUUUACGUCCUAAAUUUGCCAAGCCUGCCAUGUGGGAAGCUGCUGUUCUCUCUCCCCCUCUUAGUUACACUUGGGAGAUUCAAACAGUGUUUUCUUAGGAAUGUUUCCUGUGAUAAAGGCACACAGGCACAUCCUUUCUGAUUGUGUUCCCUGAAAUUUCUCUUUCUAGCACUCUGAUGUCUUCAAAGAGAAGCAGUUCCUUCUUACGUCGGCAGCUGGUCUGCCUAAUUCCAGGUGACUCACCUAAGCUGCCAGUAAAUAAGGUUUCUGGAUCCCGUCUGUACCUUUUAAAUUUGUUGAAGUAGGAGACAAGGCAGUUGCAUCUUAUGCUGACAACUGUUUCCCACUCAGUGCUUCAUCCCUCUGCUAUAGAAGGGUGUGCAGAACUGACUGGAAGGAGCACAUGAAAGGAAGGGGGAGGAAGUGGCGCGGGAAACUGUCAGUCUCCUAAUUUAGCAGCAGAUUUGAAGGUGCAUUAAGGUGGAAUCUUGGGGUUGCAACCAAUAGACUGAGCUGUAUGUUUUAUGUCUCUGUUCUUUUCCAAAAUAUUUUAAAUAUAUGAUGUUUACAUUGCUAUGA
Messenger RNA from Eublepharis macularius, 4811 nucleotides. RefSeq names its product interferon lambda receptor 1 (gene IFNLR1). Lineage: Eukaryota; Metazoa; Chordata; Lepidosauria; Squamata; Eublepharidae. Gene Ontology annotation, molecular function: protein binding. The record is from RefSeq and is a predicted model, not a curated record. The transcript is spliced from 7 exons. Bases 55 to 1707 code for a protein of 550 amino acids.